AGAGUCUUUUUAAUUUGUUUACGUCUUAGCCUUUUAAGGCAAAGACCCGACUUUUGAAUUACCUGCUUUUACGCACAAUUGUUCACAUUUACUAGUAAGGCCAGUUUAAUCACAGCUAAGGCAAAUGGAGUCGACAACCCACAAUAUGCAGGGACUAAGUGGUCAACAAGCUUGUCACGAAAGUAAGUGUUUAAAAACAAAUAAUAGUUUUCUUUUUCUCGAAUGAUUUAAACGCGCUUUAUAAAACUAAUUUGACGUAUUUUCCUUAAGGGCGGUUUCGGUUGAUGGCAAUAUAGGUGUAAUUGCGCUGUUGACAAAAAUCAUCUGGAACCCUGAAGGUGUGACAAAAAGAAAGGCAAUAACUAACGUAUAGCCACGUACUGAGAGUGCCAGAAAACCAUCUGCAAUAAGACAUCUUUAUAAGAAAGAAAAAAUAUGUUCGGACCAAUCUGGUUCAAUUUCAAUUGUAGUUCGACACGAUGUGAAAGCCGUACUAAAUUAGAUGGACUGUGAACCAACUAAUGCUGAUUUUAAUUUUCUAGAGUCGUCUUGAAGAAUUAAAGAACCGUUCAAAGGCUUAGAAGCAGGAUUCCCAAAGCCUUCUCUGAUCCACGCAACCAACGUGGCAUGAAUUGAUAGUUAAAACAAGAAUUUAACUAUAGGCUGACUCGUUGCUCAAUGGUCCUCCAUGGAACGGCUUUGGCCCUAAAAGGUGAAAACUUCGCACAAAAUUUUGCCCUCGUGAUUUUAAGUUUUCGCUCACAAAUUCUGGUAGCAUGUGAAAACCAUCUGAAAAAUCAAGCAUAAAAGGGAAUUGUCGAUUUUAAAAAUUAUAAAAGCUUCUUGCUGCGUGCGUUAAUAAUUUAGAAGUUUUCCUUGUCGCUGCAAUCAAAGAAAGACUUAAAGAGACUCAUUUUGGGAUUAUAUAGCAUUUGGAUGUGGGUGGAAAUGUGAUCAGUUUUAAUGCAAAGAAACAGUGGCGUUUGAAAUAACUAUGGGUUAAUUGUUACCACGCAUUUGGAGUCAAAAACGUACGCGGAAAAGAAAGUUUGACAUUCAGCAUAUCGAGCAAGAAAAGCAACGUUUGUAAAAGGAGAGUUUGACAAUAUUUUCUGGCCUCGGAGCCUGUGAAGUCUUAUAUUUAUGGCAAUGGCCGUAGCAGCUGCAGUGACUCUCAGUUAUCGGCGUUCUCGCACCUCGUCGCGUGAUUGGUCGAUUGCCAACUCAGUGCCGGUCGCCGUGGACAAGUUAUCAACGCCGAUCACCAUCAACAUUGGCGGCAAAAAAUACGAAACGUAUGAGAAUACGCUGAACCAGUUUCCCAACACCCUACUUGGAAAUCCUGAAAAACGCAAAAGAUACUUUGAUGAGAAGAAGAACGAGUACUUUUUCGAUCGUCAUCGCGGUGCCUUCACUGCUAUUCUGUAUUAUUACCAAUCUGGGGGAUUGAUAGAGCGGCCUCUUCACGUCCCCAUGAAUAUUUUCGUCGAGGAACUGAAUUUCUUUCAGUUAACCGAUGAAAUACAAAAGCAAAACGAAGAAGCUGCUCUCGCCGAAGAAGAAGAAAAUGGCGAGGAUGAGGAGGGGGAAGGGGAGGCCGAGGAACUUCCUAAGAAUAAAACCUUGCGGAAGAUUUGGCUGUUGUUCGAGUUCCCGAGUUCGUCUUUUUCUGCAAAGUGCCUUGCUAUUUUCUCGUUAGCGAUUAUCUUGCUUUCCAUCAUAAUAUUCUGCAUUGAGACGUUGCCGGUCUUGGAGGAUUCUUUCCACGUGUUUUUCAUACUGAACGCAGUCUGCAGCUCGUGGUUCACUUUCGAAUACGUGAUUCGUUUAAUAGCUUCUCCGAACAAGAUUAAAUUCCUCAAAGGGGUUCUAAACAUCCUGGACCUUCUUUCAAUUCUUCCGUUUUACGUCACACUCAGUGUGGCCAAGGAAUCUGCGGGGAGCAUCGGUAUUCUCCGUGUCAUGAGGGUGAUACGUGUCUGUCGGAUCUUCAAACUGACACGUCACUCCAAAGGCUUGCAUAUCUUGGGUAACACGCUGUACGCGAGCAUUAAUGAGCUCAUCAUGUUGAUGUUGUUCUUAGUCAUUGGCGUCGUGCUGUUCGCGAGCGGUGCGUAUUACGCCGAGGAGGCAACGAAUCCGAAGUUCGAAAGCAUACCGGCAGCGUUCUGGUGGGCCGUCGUUACUAUGACAACCGUUGGGUAUGGUGACGUUUCACCAAUCACUACCGUGGGUAAGUUGAGUAAGUUGUUAGAGAGUGGAGGAACGUUCCAGUGAACCCACCAGCUAAGGCUUAUUUUCGCUAAGAGCCCCUAGAAGCCCAUUCUUGGGCUCCUGCUCCGUGAAAAUCGGGAGUCCUGCGUUUAUUAGUAUGAAGGAUAAAAAAGUGCUCCCACAGCCCUCUUUUCCGGCACCCAUUUCACACCUAAAUAGAGAGAGGGGGGAGUGUGUUGGGCGAAGCUUUUUACUAGGAAACAACAUGACAAACAUGACAGUAGAGACUAAGACUAAAACCUUUCACCCCCCUCGUUGUGUUCACUUAACUGGGCUUGACUGAAUUAGCCUGCGAGCAAGUUUUCGGGGGGGGAGGGGGGGUGGGGCAGAACUCCCAGAGAGCUUGUUCACAGGCUACUACUGAUUAUGUCAUUAAAAACCUACUUCCCCCACCCCACACACCACAUAACCCACUACGAAAGGCUGCCAACGAGGGUUAUCCCUUCUAAUACAAAUUAGAAUUUUUCACGGUUGAGAAAAAUUGAUUUCAGCCAAGGCUAAUAAAAACUGAAACUGAAUAAAAUUACAGGUAACCAAGCUGUUCCGACACUUUCCUGCAUAAUGAUGAACCAUGCAAAGUUAACUUUCUAUUAGAAGUAACCGUCUUCUGGAGAGCGUGGAUCUUUGUUUUAUUCUGUUGCGACUUACAAACUGCACUAUAUUUUCAGGUAAAUUAGUGGGAACCCUGUGCGCCAUAUCUGGCGUGCUCGCCAUUGCUCUCCCUGUGCCCGUCAUCGUCUCCAACUUUGAAUAUUACUACAAACUGGAAUUAAGUAAAAGGCAGGAUGCUAAGAAUGCAAGCGCAGUCACGUAUCAGAACCUCGAAAACCUUGUGCUUAAAUCACCCAUGAUGGAACGAAAAGCGGCUAAGGAGGUGAACGAAAUCGGUUCGCCUCUGAACGUGCAUCAGGGAAAGCUGGAUGUACCUCAUGGUAUUCACUCGACCUCUUUGACGGGGCAUCGAAAUGCAAACGGUGCCAUGAAAAUUGGACAUGACACUAUAAUAGAAGCGGAUGAAUUAAGCUUCUCUAGUGGCGGAGGUUCUAAGCCAACGACUCCAAAAUCUCGAAGGAAACAUCACCCUGGCCAUUCCCCAUCUGAGACUAUCUUGUAAAGGAAGCGCAUGCGCGGAAGCCUUGUGUUACAACGCAUGUGCGAACCGCAAGCAAAUCCUCACAGGUUCGUUUUCGUUAAAAUUCAGCUGGACAGCAAGGACAAACACACCUAAUUCGCCUCAGUAUCAUGGUCUGUAGGUUCUACCAGAUCCGUCAUGUCCUCUCAAGGACCACCUCCAAAAUAGAUGAAUCCUUAAAUUUGGGGGUUCUGGCAUGUUGAUCAUUAAAGUCGUAAUUAGGACACUUGCAAUACUGACCCGUUUGUACAGUACAAUAGGGCAUUCCCCAGUUGCCUCAAGCCUCUGUUUCAAAGGGAGGCUAAGUGCGAAGCCAUUGAUGUGAAAAUGAUUUUUUAUUCUUAUGUAAAUAAAACUCAUUUUCACAACAUUAGUUUUGCAUUUAGCCUCGUUUUGAAAGUGAUAGAUUUUGGAACUCAGAAAUGGCCUAUUCAAUGCAAUGCAGUGCAGUGCAAUGGAAUAAAAUGCAAUGUAUUGCAGUACAGUACAAUCCAUUGCAAUACAAAGCAAUGCUUUGCAUUGCACUACAAUGAAAUGAAAUACAAAUUGAGAACUUGAAGGACCAACCUGGGCACAGCGCAGCAUGAAUGGAUGAAAAUACAGAAAGGUUGCAAAAAAGAACGGUUCAUUCAUUUUAAUUCGUACUCUGACUACCAUCAUGACUUGUUCAGGGCGUGGACUUCGCAGUAAAGUCUGCUACAGUCCAAGGAAAAAGUCAUUGGCAAAUAAAGGUGAAUUGUUUUUACCAUGUCCUUUUGGCCUAGCUGUCUAGCUGAAUUUUGAUACCGCGAAAGGAGCCUAAAAAACCACAGAGUUACGGAAAAAAACCUUUAUUGAAGAGUCAACUGUUUAUGGAAACAACUGUCAGUGAACACGAACAACGAGUCAAGCAAGGCGGCGUAGAAGGCAAGCAAAAGGGAGUGUGGAAUUAAUGAAUGUUGUUCUCAGCUUUAACGCUUCAUGACGUUUACGACUGGCCAAAAAUGAGAGCUUCAUGAACGUGAUUACAGAGUAUUUUUUUGGACAGGUAUAGCUUGUUGUUUUAAUGAAUGGAGCAUGCGGCAAAAGCGGAACACAAUGCUUACAGGUCGGGAAAACGGUCUCGUCUAUCGAUGAGCGGUCGGGACUGAAAAAUUACAGUGACGUGCGUUUUGCAAUUGGUGUAUACAAGAAACUGGAAAAAAAGCUGAAUACUUUGGGUUCAGGAAAAUUGAAUUUAAACGGUAAAAACUAGUAAAACUAGUAUGGUAAGCUAAGUAGAGAAUAAUAUAUGAUUGAACAUGUCGGUGCUUGCUUUAGCACAGACCGGUGAGUUCGCUUAAUUUUUGUUUUUGCCAGAAGACCAAAGACGGGUUGAACAAGAAGAACGCUUAGCGUACGGCUUAAUGAACAAUUUUUUAAAAAAUCAGUAACAAAGGUUAACGGUAACCGUGAAAAAAGUGGCGUGGAAUGAAGAAAAAACUUAGGGCCAAGUACUAGUAGUUUAGCCAGUGUUUAACAAAACUUUUAAUACAGCGAAAAAAUUAACAGACCGCCAGCACACUUUCAAUUGCAGCAACAUUUCGUUACCUCGUUGGAUGAGACAAAAAAUUGUUGCCUUGUGGUAGAGGUAAUUUUUUUAAUACAAAUUUUUGAGAGAUUUAGAUGUUAUUGGAAACUUUGUUACAGUUAGGAAAGGUUACAAGCCGCAUUAAAAUAGUGGUCAUCAGUGGAUUGGAAGCUAUUGGACAAAGCAUCUGUCAAUCUCAGUAGAGUCACAGGAACCAAUCAGAAUUCGAAACAAACACGGAAGUUGCUUGCAAGUGCGGGAAAAUAGUGCCAACAGGUCACCAUUGUUUUUGUUUCUUAAUAUAAUUCUGAUUGGUGUAGAAGUAAGUGUGGGAACUUUAAGCCAAUCAGAAAGUGUAGCUGCUCGAAACUGAAGCAUCGUGUGCAGCUUGUCAGUUUAGUCGCGCAACUUAGUCGACCGACAAAACAGAUCGUCUUCGACUACGGUUUGAGAAUUGGCCCCCGAGCUCGGUUAUUUGGGACUCGUAAACUAAAAUUUAGCAAAUGAACUGCACAUGUAUUUGCAAGUUACCAUUGCAAGUUAAGGAAAGAGAUAUUCAAGGACUGUAUUUUUUAAAAAAACCGGCGCAAAAAUAUAUCCCCAUUAUGAUGCUUCUUACAAACAAAAGAUACUGCUCUACAAUGAAACUGUUUAGUAGCUGCACUAGAACUGCACUGAUUACAAAUUAAGGAUGGCUAGAACGUGCAUGUUUAAAUAACUUGUUAGAAGCCAAAGAAAUAUCCGGU
Porites lobata is the source of this 5701-nucleotide messenger RNA. Lineage: Eukaryota; Metazoa; Cnidaria; Anthozoa; Scleractinia; Poritidae. The record is from the annotation of a GenBank genome assembly.